UUUUAAAAAUUUUUUUUGUAGAGUUGGGGUCUUGCUAUGUUGCCCAGGCUAGUCUUGAACUCCUGGUCUCAAGUGGUCCUCCCACCUCAGACUCCCAAACUGCUGGGAUUACAGAUGUGAGCCACCAUGCCCGGCCUGGAGCAUUUUGAAAGUUUAGAUUGGAGAGGCAGGCAAGGUUCAAUUGCUUGAUCUUGGGAGGUGGAGCUGAGAUUGUGCCACUACACUCCAGCCUAGGUGACAAAGCAAGAACUUGUCUCAAAAAAAUAACAAAACAGUGAGGACACAUGGACACAGGGAGGGGAACAUCACACACUGGGGCCUCCUGUCAGGGUGGGGGGCUAGGGAAGGAUAGAGAAAUACCUAAUGUAGAUGACAGGUUGAUAGGUGCAGCAGACCACCAUGGCACGUGUAUACCUAUGUAACAAACCUGCAUGUCCUGCACUUGUACUCCAGAACUUAAAGUAUAAUAGUUUAAAAAAGAAAGAAGGAAGGAAGGAAGGGAGAGAGGGAGGGAGGAAAGAAAUGUAACAAGCAAGGGCUGAGGCAGGAACACAGAGUGUAUUGACUUUUAUGUUUGUACAAUGCUUUAUUGCACACAUAAUGCACCAGCAUACCAUCUCAUUUGAUCCCCAACAUCAGCUAUCCUGUUUGAUCUUGCAGGAUGAACAGGACAGGUAUUACUCUUGCCUUACAGUGAGAAAACAAAGAAGUUUUGUUAUUUGUUCAAUUUCACUGCUACUUACUAUGAAGUUCAGACUUGAACAUUGAUUUUUUUUUUUGAGACAGAGUCUUGCUCUGUCACCAGGCUGGAGUGCAGUGGCGCAAUCUCGGCUCACUGCAACCUCCGCCUCCUGGGUUCAAGCGAUUCUUCUGCGUCAGCCUCCCGAGUAGCUGAGACUACAGGCAUGUGCCACCACACCCGGCUAAUUUUUGUAUUUUUAGUAGAGAUGGGGUUUCAUCGUGGCCAGGAUGAUCUCGAUCUCUUGACCUCGUGAUCUGCCCACCUCAGCCUCCCAAAGUGCUGGGAUUACAGGCGUGAGCCACCGCACCUAGCCAGAUGUUUUAACACAAAGCCUGGUACAGUAACUAGAUUCCCUUCCUCCUCCUUCUUUCUUAAGGAGGAACAUAUGGUGAGAUGUGUGUCUAGAGCUUGUGAUCUGGGCCAACCUGGAAGGCCUUAAGUUCCAGGCUCAGGAGACUGGAUUUCCAGCUGCUGAGGACCUAUAGGAGGGUUGGUUGGUUGUUUGGAAGCUUUUAAAUAAAGGAUAAAUAUUAAUGAUAUUUGUGAACUAUGGCAUACAUUUAGUUGCAUAUUAAUAUUUACUUAAACAGGCCAGGUGCAGUGCUCACACCUGUAAUCCCAGCACUUUGGGAGGCCGAGGCAGGUGGACUGCCUGAGCUCAAGAGUUUGUGGCCAGCCUGGGCAGCAUGGCAAAACCCUGUCUCAACCAAAACUACAAAAAAUUAGCCAGGCAUGCUAAUGCAUGCCUGUGGUCCCAGCUACUCGUUGGGAGGCUGAGGUGGGAGGAUCACUUGAGCCUGGGAGGCAGAGGUUGCAGUGACCAAGAUCAUGCCACUGCACUAACGUGGGUGACAGAGUGAGACCCUGUCUCAAAAAUAAAUAAAUAAUAAAAUAGACGUACAGAAAAUAAAUUUAAGAACCAGAAACCAAAGAAGUCAUCUCCAAUGGACUCAGGGUUGUUCAUCAAACAAACUGUGAAGCAGCGCUGUAUUCCAGGCAUCAUGCUACUUGUUAAGAACGCAGGUGACUGAGAUGCAGGCCAUUGUCAGCAUAAAAUGAGACCAUGUAAGCAGCUGGAGCCGGCUCAAAGUUUAUUAUUGCCAUCCUGAAUCACAAAAGACAUAUUUGAGCUCAAGAAGCCUUUGAUGGCAUCACAUGAAAACUGCAAAUGCCAAGUUUCAUUAUGGAGGAGGCGCCUGGGUUGAAGACCCUGUAGCAGCCCAUCAGCCGUUCCUAUGGGAUCCUCCUGGGGCAGAGGUGCAGCUGCUUUUGGCAGACUGGACCUCAAGGAUACCUCCUUAGACAAGGCUCUCACUUGUACAUGAAUAGUUAUAAUACAGUAAGGCAGCAUCUGAGAAAAGUAGGAUCAUCUGGCGUUUCCUAACACUGUGUCCCAGGAAGAUCCAGAUAAUCUGGAAAUACAGGACAGGUCUGGCCCUAUCCCUGCCUUGGCCAGUCAUGGUUACUGAUGGGAAUCUGGGUAUCCCUUGGAUGUGUCAAGAGAAGGGAGAAGAUUGAGAACCACAGGACUAGAUUAUCCAUAUAUUGUUUGAUCAAAGAAGGGAAUUGAGCCAUUAGAUCUGGCGCUAUAGAAUAGGAAUUAGAUUUGUUCUGCAUGGCCCUAUGGUUUAAAACUAGGAGAGAUAUUAUCAAAAAACCUUCUAACUGCCAGGACUGGACUUUAAAAAUAACUGUUGCCGGGUGCAGUGGCUCAUGCCUGUAAUCCCAGCACUCUGGGAGGCUGAGGUGGGCAGAUUACAAGGUCAGGAGAUUGAGACCAUCCUGGCUAAGAUGGUGAAACCCCGUCUCUACUAAAAAUACAAUUAGCUGGGCACGGUGGCAUGCGCCUAUAGUUCCAGCUACUUGGGAGGCUGAGGCAGGAGAAUGGCUUGAACCCAGGAGGUGGAGGUUGCAGUGAGCCAAGAUCACACUGCACUCCAGCCUGGGCGACAGAGUGAGACUCCAUCUCAAAAAUAAGCAAAUAAAUAAAGAACUGUCUUGAGUGGCAGUGAGUUCCCCAACACGGGACAUGUACAUUAAUAGAUGGUGGAGAUAAUGUGGAAGAGAUUCAAAUACUGGCACAGUAUUUGGACUAAAUGGCUUUUUUGGAUACAAGACAGAAUCCUAUUUAUUGGGUUAUGGCAGUAGGUCUCCUUGACUGCUGAAGUCAGGAACAAAGCUUUCAGAGACUGAGGUGAUCUGAGAAAGAUGUUAAAUUACUUCAUUCCUCAAUAUAUUGAAUCCCUCUUGUGCAGGGCACUGGGUAUUACAGUGGUAGAUGGACAAGAUUUCUAUCUUAAAGGAAGUAGAGAACAGAAAUACAGUUUAAGGAGAGGGAAGGGAGGCAGGGUAGGUGUUAAUUUAAAACUUCCUACUGGUGGGGCAUGGUGGCUGUCGCCUAUAAUUCCAGCACUUUGGGAGGCCGAGGUGAGAGGCUCACCUGAGGUCAGGAGUUCGAGAUCAGCGUGGCCAACAUGGUGAAACUCAAUCUCUAUUAAAAAUACAAAAAUUAGUGAGGUAUGUCAGGUGUGGUGGCUCACACCUGUAAUCCCAGCACUUUGGGAGGCCAAGAUGGGUGGAUCACAUAGGUUAGGAGUUCAAGACCAGCCUGGUCAAAAUGGUGGAAUCCAAUCUCUACUAAAAACAUAAAAUUAGCCAAGUGUGGUGGCACAGACCUGUAAUAAUAGCUACUUGGCAGACUAAGGCAGGAGAAUUGCUUGAACCCGGGAGGUGGAAGUUGCAGUGAGCCAUGAUUGCCCCACUGCACCCCAGCCUGGGCAAUAGGAGUGAAACUACAUCUCAAAAAUAAAAAUAAAAAAAUUAGCCGGUGUGGUGGCACACGCCUGUAGUCCCAGCUACUUGGGAAGCUGAGGCAGGAGAAUCGCUUGAACCUGGGAGGCAGAGGCUACAGUGAGCCUAGAUCAUGCCACUGCACCCCAGCCUGGGUGACAGAGUGAAACUUGGUCUCAAAAAAAAACCCAGAAAAACAACAAAAAAAAAUUCCUGCUCUAUGUGAGGAAUAGCUAGAUGCUUGCUUUUUUUUUUUUGAUAUAGAAUAUUGCUUUGUCUCCCAACUGGAGUGCAAUGGCCCGAUCUCGGCUCACUGCAACUUCUGCCUCCCAGGAUCAAGCAAUUCUCCUGCCUCAGUCUCCCUUGUAGCUGGGAUUACAGGCAUCCACCACCAUGGCCAGCUAAUUUUUGUAUUUUAAGUAGAGAUGGGAUUCAGCCAUGUUGGUCAGGCUGAUCUCAAAUUCCUUACCUUAGGUGAUCCACCUGCCUUGCCCUCCCAAAGUGCUGGGAUUACAGGCAUGAGCCACAGCGCCUGGCCAAGAUGCUUUAUUUUUUUUGAGACAAGGUCUCACUUUGUUGCGGAGGCUGGAGUACAGUGGUACCAUCGUGGCUUACUGCAGCCUUGACCUCUUGGACUCAAGUCAUCCUCCUGCUUCAGCCUCCCAAGUAGCUGAGACUACACUGUUACCAUGCCUGGCAAGUUUAUUUUUUGUAGCUAUCGGGGGGUAGCCUCAUUCUUGUUUAGGCUGGUCUUGAACUCCUGGAGGCUCAAGUGAUCCUCCCACCAAGGCCUCCCAAAGUGCUUAGAUUACAGGUGUGAGCCACUGUACCUGACUUAUGUAUUCUUUCAACAAUGCUGCACAGUUGCAAUUACCCCACUUUAAGAGAGGAGACAGGAUGAGAGGCUGAGUGACUUGCUAGGCUUGUAUGGACAAGAUGCGGGUUCUGCAAUCAAAUUACUUUGUAUGAGAGGGCUAAACAUAGUUUCCUCUUGUGUAAAAUGGGCAUGAUGAUAGUAUCCAUCUUGAGGACUGUGUGGGCUGAGAUAAUCUUACAAAGUGCUCAUGAUCACCACUACGAAGGUUGCACAAGUAGUGAGUGGCCGAGCUCGAAUCUGAAGUUAGGACCCUGCAGUUUCGCCCCUCUCUUCUCCCUCUCCUUCCCCGCUCCCGGCAAAGGAAAAGUUACAGCUCCGGGCCAGGGAUUGGGGGAUCUCGGUGCAGCGCUCCGGGGCCGAGCGAGCCCCGCCCGCCUUUUCCGGUCCCGCCCACCCGCUGGCCGGACGUCCGCUCCGCGUGCGCGCGCCCCCGAGGUCCCGCCUCGCGCGCUGAGCCACCCUGUAAGCGCCGCGGAGAUUGGGCUAGAGGCGGCCGCCUAGGACCGGUCCGAGGCGCUGGGCAGGUCCUUCUGGUGCUCCUCUGGGGGACCGCCCCCAUCGGCCACGCUUGCCUUUCUCUCUAGUGAUCCCUCGGCUCCUGGCUCCGCAGUCUCGGGACACCUCUUUCCUGGGAAGAUGUUCUUGGUGGGCCUGACUGGGGGCAUUGCCUCCGGCAAGAGCUCAGUGAUCCAGGUGUUCCAGCAGCUGGGCUGUGCAGUGAUUGACGUGGACGUCAUGGCCCGGCACGUCGUGCAGCCAGGAUACCCUGCCCACCGGCGCAUCGUAGAGGUCUUUGGCACUGAGGUCUUGCUGGAGAAUGGCGACAUCAAUCGCAAGGUCCUGGGGGACCUGAUCUUUAACCAGCCAGACCGUCGGCAGCUGCUCAAUGCCAUCACCCACCCUGAGAUCCGCAAGGAGAUGAUGAAGGAGACCUUCAAGUACUUCCUCCGGGGAUACCGCUACGUGAUUCUGGAUAUCCCCCUGCUGUUUGAGACCAAGAAAUUGCUGAAGUACAUGAAGCACACCGUGGUAGUAUACUGCGACCGGGACACACAGCUGGUGCGGCUGAUGCGGCGGAACCGCCUGAACCGCAAGGAUGCAGAGGCUCGCAUCAAUGCCCAGCUGCCCCUGACAGAGAAGGCCCACAUGGCCCGCCAUGUCCUAGACAACUCGGACGAGUGGAGCGUCACCAAACUCCAGGUCAUCCUCUUGCACGCCGAGCUGGAGCGCUCCCUGGAGUACCUGCCGCUGAGGCUGGGGGUCCUCACAGGGCUGGCUGGCAUUGCCAUCCUCCUCUACCUACUCACCCACUACCUUCUGCCUUACGCCUAGCAGGGCACUCAAGGCAGGGAGCCCAGGCCUCCAUCUGUCUCCUUGGAGGCGGAAGCCAGGUAACACUCCCUGUUUCCUCCCAGCCCCCUCUACACACACACACACACACACACACACACAAAUGCUCUGAAUUGGGGCUGGGUCCCUGUGCCAGGCCAUCCCUUCUUUGGAGUACGUCCUGUCUGAGGCCAAGAAACAGCCUGCUGUCCUUCCCACCUUCCCCAAGCACCACCUGCAGAACAGCAAUCCUGACAGUGUGUGAAAGCAAGAGACUGCCAUACAUUUCUGUGGGUGGGUCUAGGGAACACUGUCUCUGCGGCCCUCCCCAUCACUGGAAAGCCAAGGGUUCACUGGGCUUGAACCCCCUCUAAGCACCAGCCCCGUCAUGGCCUAAACCUCAGUGGACCAUGAGAAAUCCCAUUGGACCAAGGGUUUCCACAUUCAGUCAGUAAGACCCUCCCCUAGGCUGAGACCUGGCCAGCAUGCAGUGAGGGUUCUCUUGUGGAUAACGCUGUGGCCAAGCAGGGCCAGGCCUCUUCUGGAGACCCCCCACCUCCCCAUGUGGGGUUUGUGCAGUGCUCCCACAUCGCGCUCAUGCCUCCCACCCCUGCUGUCACCUGGACCUCUCAGUUCUCCAAGUGCACCAUGCUUGCUGUUUCUUGGCUCUGUGCCUUCAACCUGCUGCUCCUGGCCUGGGAUACCUUUUAUUUUUUCUUUUUUUUUUUUUAAACCUACAACCAGCUCUCAGUUCAGACACUGUCUGAAGCCCCAGGCUAGGUUAGGUGGUCUAGGAUACCAACUCCCCCUCAACAUUUCACCUUAAUCUGACAGUACAGUAAUUAGCCAAAAGCUGCCUGUUUUUUCCUACUAGAUUGUAAGCCCUCUGGGGACAGAGAUAGUGUCUUAUUCAUUCUGUGUUCUUAGCGCAGAGCCUGGUUUGCUGUUGGUGCUUAAUAAAGUGUGUUGAUCUGAAAUGCCCCAGACCAACCAAA
This is a messenger RNA of Callithrix jacchus (white-tufted-ear marmoset), 6733 nucleotides long. RefSeq names its product dephospho-CoA kinase domain containing (gene DCAKD). Gene Ontology annotation, molecular function: ATP binding; dephospho-CoA kinase activity. Gene Ontology annotation, biological process: coenzyme A biosynthetic process. The record is from RefSeq and is a predicted model, not a curated record. NCBI's taxonomy places the organism in Eukaryota, Metazoa, Chordata, Mammalia, Primates, Cebidae.